CACUCUCUGGCCUGCUGUAUAUAUCCACCUCCCUCCGGCCUCCAUUUCUUCUCGACUUGAACACGGCCAGCGUCUCAUCGGCUGGGCGUGGUCUACACUGCACGCACACUUACCACCAGCCACCGCAAGUGAAUCACUAGCCGGAAGACAGGCCAACCCCACUGCUAGUGCUAGGAAUCUAGGAGCGAGAACGAGAGACCAUGUCCUCAGAGGCCAGCAGCGUCGUCGUCGCCGACGAGAAUGGAGCGGCGGAGACGGUCGGCGUCGGGCGGUACGUGGAAAUGGAGAAGGACCAAGAGUCGAGCGCAGCCAAGUCGCGGCUCUCCGGCCUGCUCUGGCACGGCGGCUCCGCCUACGACGCUUGGUUCAGCUGCGCGUCCAACCAGGUGGCUCAGGUGCUCCUGACCCUGCCCUACUCGUUCUCGCAACUGGGGAUGCUGAGCGGCAUACUGUUCCAGCUCCUGUACGGGCUGAUGGGCAGCUGGACGGCGUACCUCAUCAGCGUUCUCUACGUGGAGUACCGGGCCAGGAAGGAGAGGGAGAAGGCGGACUUCAGGAACCAUGUCAUCCAGUGGUUCGAGGUGCUGGACGGGCUGCUCGGGAGGCACUGGAGGAACGUCGGCCUGGCCUUCAACUGCACGUUCCUGCUCUUCGGCUCGGUCAUCCAGCUCAUCGCAUGCGCAAGCAACAUCUACUACAUCAACGACAAGCUGGACAAGCGGACGUGGACGUACAUCUUCGGCGCCUGCUGCGCCACGACGGUGUUCAUCCCGUCGUUCCACAACUACCGGAUCUGGUCGUUCCUGGGCCUCGUCAUGACCACCUACACGGCGUGGUACCUCGCCGUCGCGUCCCUCAUCCAUGGCCAGGUUGAUGGCGUGAAGCACUCCGGGCCGACCAAGAUGGUGCUCUACUUCACCGGGGCCACAAACAUUCUCUACACUUUCGGAGGGCACGCUGUUACCGUGGAGAUCAUGCACGCGAUGUGGCGGCCGCAGAAGUUCAAGGCGAUCUACCUGAUGGCGACGCUGUACGUGCUGACGCUGACGCUGCCGUCGGCGGCCAGCGUGUACUGGGCGUUCGGCGACCAGCUGCUGACCCGCUCCAACGCGCUGGCGCUGCUCCCGCGCACGGCGUUCCGCGACGCCGCCGUCGUGCUCAUGCUCGCCCACCAGUUCAUCACCUUCGGCUUCGCCUGCACGCCGCUCUACUUCGUCUGGGAGAAGCUCGUCGGCCUGCACGACUGCCGCAGCCUCUGCAGGCGCGCCGCCGCGCGCCUCCCCGUCGUCGUCCCCAUCUGGUUCCUCGCCAUCAUCUUCCCCUUCUUCGGGCCCAUCAACUCCGCCGUCGGCUCCCUCCUCGUCAGCUUCACCGUCUACAUCAUCCCGGCGCUGGCGCACAUGAUCACGUUCCGGUCCGCAACAGCCCGUGAGAACGCGAUGGAGCCGCCGCCGCGGCUGCUGGGGCGUUGGACGGGCGCGUACAUGAUCAACGCGUUCGUGGUGGCGUGGGUGCUGGUGGUCGGCUUCGGCUUCGGCGGCUGGGCGAGCAUGACAAACUUCGUCCGCCAGAUCGACACCUUCGGCCUCUUCACCAAGUGCUACCAGUGCCCGCCGCCACCGCCCCUGCCGUUCCCCGGCGGCGGCCUCGGCAACAUCACGAUGCCAUUCAACGGCGACGGGCUCCCUCCUACCCCGGCUCCUUCGCCGGCGCAUUACUUCUUCCGCCACCACCGGCAUCACAGCCACCACCGCGGGCUCUGAUGAGAGACGAUGAAAUGAACCCGGCUUACCACCAGUAGUGCGUGCGUGGCACACUGCUGCUUUAGUUUGAGCUGAUCCCUUAGUUAAGUCUAGCUUAAUUAGCACCUGCAUGCAGCAUCUUCGUUCUCUCCUCUAGCUUGCUGGUGUCGAACGCAUGCUUUCCCGGUUUCAGUGACUUUAGAGACCCUGCCUGAGCCUGACACGAGGGGAGUAUCACUGUAUCAGUACUAGCAUGCAGUCUCUUGUGUUCCGGGCUGUGUCCUGGCGUGGAGCUCAAAGAAGGGGAAUCCAUUUCUACAGC
This is a messenger RNA of Zea mays, 2064 nucleotides long. RefSeq lists its product as uncharacterized. NCBI's taxonomy places the organism in Eukaryota, Viridiplantae, Streptophyta, Magnoliopsida, Poales, Poaceae. Bases 201 to 1763 code for a protein of 520 amino acids. The transcript has 7 exons. The record is from RefSeq and is marked validated.